Pseudomassariella vexata is the source of this 1038-nucleotide messenger RNA. RefSeq names its product tyrosine phosphatase family-domain-containing protein. The record is from RefSeq and is a predicted model, not a curated record. The transcript has 3 exons. NCBI's taxonomy places the organism in Eukaryota, Fungi, Ascomycota, Sordariomycetes, Amphisphaeriales, Pseudomassariaceae. Gene Ontology annotation, molecular function: phosphoprotein phosphatase activity. Gene Ontology annotation, biological process: dephosphorylation. The coding region runs from base 1 to 1038 and encodes 345 amino acids.
AUGCCCGAGACCUACCCAGUUGCACAGUCCAAACCCGCUCACCCCAACCAGGAAUCCCAGCUUCCCAGCCCACCAUUUCUCGACAUCGCCGGAGUUCCCAACUUCCGUGACAUAGGCGGCUACCCCAUCGCUGGACAGGACCACAAGGUCGUGCGGCGGGGCGUGGUGUUCCGGAGCGCGGAGCCGUCAGAGAAGGCCGCGGACGGCGCCGAACAGAGGAGGAAGCUCGGCAUCAAGCAAGUGUUUGAUCUACGGUCGCCGCGCGAGACUGGGGAGGGACAGGGUGAGCACAGCUAUGUGCGCGGGCCGGUUCAGUGGGAGGGGGCCGAGAGGUACCUGGCUUCUGUGUUGAUGGAUGAGGAUUAUACCCCCGAGGAGUUGAAAGCACGGACUGAUAAUUAUAUUGAUGAGGCGCCUGAGGGCUUCGCCAAAGCGUACCAACGCAUCCUCUUCGCCGGCUCCUCCAAGUCGAACAAGGGCCACAAGGACCAAAACGGCAACAUCGAUCCGCGACCCCCCUACGCCCGCAUCCUGCAACACCUCGCAUCGGCCUCUUCUCCACCUCCCAAGGCUAUCCUCCUCCACUGCAGCGCAGGCAAAGACCGAACCGGCGUGGUUUGCGCCCUGAUCCUGUCCUUGUGCGGCGUGGCCGACGAAGUCGUGGCCCACGAAUAUAGCUUGACGGACCUCGGCCUCAAGGAGCGCAAGUCCGCCAUUGUGAACCAACUGAUUCAGGCGGCGGGGCCGUUGUUCGACAAUCGGAAGGGAACGUACCGGAUGUUGUCGUCUAAAAAAGAGGGCAUGAGCCAUUUUCUGGAAUGGAUCCGGGCAACGUAUAAUCAGGCAGAGUUUUCAGAAGAUGCAGUUGAGGAAUGUGUCAUUAAGUUGGGGCUACUCGAGCUCAAAGACAUCGAGCAACUACGACUUAAUCUGGUCGUUGAUGCCAACGACGACACACAUAAAACGAUAAACUGGCAGGAGCACGCCGAGCUCGUCCACCAAACCCGGCAAGCCAAUCCUCAUAUGUAUGGCGAAUGA